Capsicum annuum is the source of this 1014-nucleotide messenger RNA. RefSeq names its product F-box protein At2g17036-like. The transcript is spliced from 2 exons. The record is from RefSeq and is a predicted model, not a curated record. Lineage: Eukaryota; Viridiplantae; Streptophyta; Magnoliopsida; Solanales; Solanaceae. The coding region runs from base 1 to 1014 and encodes 337 amino acids.
AUGAAUAGAGCAAAGAUGAGAUCAGUCGAAUGGGAAGAUUUUCCUCCAGAAUUAUGGGGUGAGAUUGCAGAGAAACUAUCCCAGAACGAGAUUGAUCAACUCCGAAGCAAAGUUUUGUCGAGAAAAUUAUCUACCUUGUCCAGAUUCCGGAGGAUUUAUGGAACUUGCCGUUUUAAACGAGGCUUCCUCAUCAAGGUUAGUAAGCCAUUAUCAGGCGACAAACUUUGCCUUGAGAGUCUUCUUACCCUUGAAACUAAAGUGGAAAACAGAGCAAAAUCAUGUGGUAGCGUACUGAAUUUGUGGAAUCUUCGAGUUACUGAAUUGUCUAAGGUGUUUUAUACGUCUGGAAAAGAAACCGGAAUAAGAUUGUUGCAGAUCAUCAGGGAUGGCGAACAAUUGGCGGCAAUGGCUAUUCGUGAUGAUAUGGAACUCUAUUGUUAUAAAUCAGGAGAUACGGAGUGGAGGAACGAAGAAGAGUUAUGCGGUGAUUGCCAUGAUAUUAUCACCAAACGUCGACAGUUUUGUGUCGUUGACACAGAAGGAAGGACAUGCCUUUUCGUUGACACGGAAAUUUCACCUGCCAUGGUCGAUAAUCCGAACAAUUUCAUUACCUCGAAAUGGUUAGUGGAAUCAUGUGGGGAGCUAUUUCUGGUUGAGCUCUAUAAUGAGAAGCCUAAACUUUACAGGUUAAACAUGGAACAGAAGGCCUGGAUUCAAGUGGAAAGUUUGGGCGAUCGCAUAUUUUUCCUUUGUGAAAAUAGCUCCUUCUCUCUAUCUGCUCAAGAAUUUCCAGGAUGUAAAGGUAAUUGUGUAUGCUUCCCAGAAGGAGGACUAAAAGAUCAUGAUGAACGCUUGAGAUUUUGUGGACCUGAGACUAAAGUUUAUGACCUCGAGAUGGGGAGGUUAGGCGGAAUAACGUCAUUUCCCGAGCAUCUUGAGAUAUUCUGGCCUCCACCUAAAUGGCUUGAGAACCCUAGUCUCCUCACUUUAGCAUUGUUGAGGACAAAAAUGUGA